CAUACGGACAAUCAUUCAAUUUCCAUAUUUUACUUCAAGGAAAAUAUGGCGACAGGAUUGCGAUGUUGGCCGUUAGCAUUCUGUAUAACGUUACUUCAUAUUAGAAGUACAUAUCCUAAGAUUGUAGAAGGGACAUUAAGCACCAAAGAGAACUGGGCAUUUUUAACAAGAUUUUGUUACAAAGAUUCAAUAGGAGAACUAAAAUAUCAUUUUGAAUAUCCUGAGGUUUAUGCUACACAGAAUAUUUUUCUGUACUUUGACACGCAAUGGCCAUUAGUGUAUCCGAAGCCAGACAUGAAAUGUAUAGAUAAAGAAGACAAGGUUUAUAGAGGAAAUAACCAAGUUGUGAACCUCACGACCAACUACAUAUGGUCAGGAUGUACAAAGAAAGAAAAGCUAUCUAUGACACAUUUAGACUGCAAUGGUAAGAGUAUGUUUCAGUCUCUCAAAGGGGCUAGGUCCCAGUAUUUUAGCGUAACCAUCAAGGUAAUAUUAUAUUGUGACAAGGUCAAAAUUCAGUUAACAGUCACUUAUCCCAAUGUUAUUCAACAGAAAUGUAUAGAUAAAGAAGACAAGGUUUAUAGAGGAAAUAACCAAGUUGUGAACCUCACGACCAACUACAUAUGGUCAGGAUGUACAAAGAAAGAAAAGCUAUCUAUGACACAUUUAGACUGCAAUGGUGAUCGGCGAUUUGUGUCAAAUCGUGAGAGAUGGUGGUAUUUAGCCAUCAGUAACUGUGACUCCUCUAAGGGACUGUUCUUGAACUACAGAUUAGAAAUGACAAAUGGAGAAACAUUUUGGAGAAAGCACUUCUCUGCAGAUGAAAGAUUCAUUCUUCCCAUGGACAUAGCUUUUUUUAUUGCCUUUAUUGUGAUGUGGAUGCUGGGCAUUUAUGUUGCAAGUAAGAAAUAUAAUAAAUUAUUUCUUCAUUAUUUCUAUUUUUCAGUCAUUCUUCCCAUGGACAUAGCUUUUUUUAUUGCCUUUAUUGUGAUGUGGAUGCUGGGCAUUUAUGUUGCAAAUCUCUUAGUGGGUCGCAGGCUUUUUCACUUUUCAUACAAGCUUUAUUUGACCUCAAUGACCUUUGAAGUUAUAAGCUUGCUGUUCUACAUCAUUUACUAUGUCAAAUUUGGAAGGAGUGGCUUUGAGACGUAUGGACUAUCUGUAGUAGGGCGUGCCUGUCACUUCAUCUCUCAUGUUGUAUUUCUGAUCAUGUUAAUUUUGAUGGCUAAAGGAUGGACAGUAACAAGAGGGCGCAUCAGUUCUGGAGGUCAAAUCAAGCUCAGCAUCUUUGGUACAGUUUAUACAGUGUGUUUUGCCAUCCUCUUCUUCUAUGAAGUUGCUGUGUUUGAUCCGGGUGAAGUUCUCUAUAUCUACGAGAGUCCUGCCGGCAUUGGGAUUUCUAUCUUGAGAGUCAUUGCUUGGUUGUGGUUCUGCUAUGGGACUUUCUUCACCCUGAAGCAUUAUCCAAACAAGUGUAAUUUUUAUUACCCAUUCUGGUUCUUCUACACAGGAUGGUUCCUUGCUGGGCCAAUUGUAGUUGUAAUUGCAACAUACAAAAUACCAAAGUGGGAAAGAGAGCAAAUUGUCAAUGGAAUUGAUUGGUCAAUCUCUAUUCUUGCGCACUUGGUUUUCUUGAUUAUAACCAGACCUUCUGCAGCAAAUAUAAAUUUCCCAUUUCACUUGAGGACCAACCAGAUUGGCAUUCAAGAAGCCACACCCUCCAGACCUUCAGAGAAUGGCUCUGCGUACUACACUCCUCCCCCACCCAAUGCACCUCCACCUUACUAUUCUCAAGAGGCUGGUCACUUCACAGAUAUCACAUCCAUGUUCUUGGCCAGUGGAGUUGCCAAUGGCAACAAGCCACCAUAUUCAUCCUCGAAUGGUAUGCAAAAUAGAGCAAUAAAUGGUUACCCUAGGAUGCUAGCAAGUCAAUCACCCAUGACUGGAAGGCAAAACGGAGAAGUGAAUGGUUUCCCUAUGAUGUCAGCGAGUCAAUCAGUUUCCUAACCAGUGCACAUGGCAAAUCAAGCUGUAAAUACUGGCAUAUCAUAAUGCAGUUCACAUCAAAUCUUUUGUAUUUGAUUUAAUAUUAAUCAUAAGUUAACCAUUUGGAACACUUCUGUGUGGUUUUUUUUUUUUUUCAUACAAACAUAAAAGACAGUAAAAGCUAAAACUUGUAAAAUGUAAAAAAAAAAAAAGUUUACCUACAAAGUCAACACCACAAUGGCCUUAAGAUGGUGUCAUUUAUAACAAAACACCCAUUUAGGAAAUAUAAAUUGUGCUUACAUGUAAGAAAUAGAAAAGGUUUUCCAUUUUUUUGUUGUUGUUUUUUUUUUUUUAAGUUAUAACAACACAAGUGGUAGUUUGGUAGAACAAGAAAUGGUGCAAGUACACAAGAUGCAGUUUUCCACAGCCUUUUCAAGUUCUCCUGAUCUUUCACAAGUGUCCCUUUAUUUCAUUAGGAUCAUGGUGAAAAUGUUUUCUAUUUCUUUAAGGAAAACACUGUGAGAAGUCAAGAAUGGAAGUCACUCAUUCACUUUGAUCAUUAGAAUGUAAAUUCUCUUUUCUCCCACCUGGGUGGCACAGGCAACUAACUUUUGCCUUUGGGUGACUGGAAAAACCUACUUUUUUCUUGUAAGCUUGAGUGCUGGGCACCCGGGAUUUCAUGGUCACAAACCUUUGAAGUGAUCAUAAUUUUUUUUAGACCACAGCAUUGGUCAAGUUAAAUUAUAGAAGUACAGCUCUUAGUGAGUGCUCUCUUACAGAGUGUUUUCUAGGUACAUUUUUCAAGAUAAGAGUUUCUAGCCUUUAUUGUUUGGACACCUGUAAGUAUCAAAAAACAAAGUUGAUUCACAUUUUGUUUGCCAUAAUUUGUACUGUACACAAUGCUUUUCGUAAGCUAAAAUAUUAAUAUUAUGUGUUAGGCAGCCAUGCAUCUAAAAAUGGUAGUGUUAUUUAAUUGAACAGUGUUCUCGCAUAAGUUAUUUCUUAUCUCUUGUAAAACAUUAUGUAUCAAGCAUGGCAUUAUAUGCUCUUGUUAAAACCCUUUAAAGUUGGCAGUGGAUAAAGAGGGAAAAUUUCAUAUUAUGGUAAUGAACACUCAAUGCAUUCAUGAACAGAAAAUAAUAAUAAAUUUCACGUUAAACAGUUCUCACAUUAAUUUUGUCAGAAAACAAAUUUCAUACUAACCUAUGUACAUACUAUAACUACUGGUAGACUGUAAGUAAAUAUGAAAGAUCUUAAAUAAGUGGUAGCUUGGUUGUACAUGUAAUAUGAAUUAUUUUUUAAGUAAGAGUGGGAACGUUUUCUAUAUUAUUUAGCUCAGAACUGUAAUGUAAACAAUAUGCCGACCUUAUAAUGCAAAUAAUUAUUAUCAAUUGUAAUCAGCAAUAUUAUUAAGAAGUAAAGAACUUGGUUUAAGUUAUGGUGAAUCUUAAGAUCAGUUCAUCAACUGAUCACUUUCUAUCCUUACUAAUUUUAUUCCUGUUAUGUUUUGAUUUUUCUAAGAGCUACUGUACAUUAAAGUUUUAAAACAAGUACUGACCCAGUCAAACUUAAUGAAAACAUAACCCAAGAAACCUGACUUCUUGUAAAGUUAUGUUUCAAUGUUUCAAACAAUCUAAGAUUAGACAAGCAGCUUGAUUGGCUGAGAGAAUGUAAACAGUAAACCAAAAUUGUAUAUUGCAGCCAAUAGUUUCUGAUUAUUCUUGGCCCUCUACAUCCCCUGACUUAAAUCAUGAGAUCAUGCAUAGUUCUUCAAAGAUGAGAAUACUGGUCAACUGUUUUACAUAAAAAAAAGUUUGCUUGCUUUUCUUUUUUAACAAUACCUUUCAGUCAAAUAAUCAACUUGUAGUAUCACAACAUACAUGGCUAGUUUGUUAAUUAACAAAUUCAACCACCACUUCAUACUAUACAUGUAUUGCAGGGGUUUCGUUAAUGUUUUCAGCAGGAGAGCAACUGCUUUUCACAGGUAGGUAAAACUAUCUGAUCUGAACUUCUUUGUAAGAAAAACUUUCCACUAGAUGGUCAAACCAGCUUGGAAAAAUCAUCCUCACAGCUGGUCAAUUUGCCCGGUGCCCGGUGACCGGCCCUUAAUGAAACUCCUGGUAUUGUAGGUUGCUUAGAUCAAUAUCUAUGGAUUAUUGACCAAGUGGGAAAUUUGGUCAAUAAAGGUUUAUUAUAUGGAAACAGAAUACUAUUUACCUAAUGUUCACACAUGCAUUGUACAUGCGCAUUGUUUCAUAAGAACUCACUGGAUGUAUGAUGAAAUAUUAAGAAACAUAAACAGUUAACAAGGUGGCUACUUUUCAUUGAAUAUGGCUGUAAUAAACAUUUUUAAAGGCAAGUA
Messenger RNA from Orbicella faveolata, 4348 nucleotides. Its product is annotated as transmembrane protein 145-like. Gene Ontology annotation, biological process: G protein-coupled receptor signaling pathway; response to pheromone. The record is from RefSeq and is a predicted model, not a curated record. Lineage: Eukaryota; Metazoa; Cnidaria; Anthozoa; Scleractinia; Merulinidae.